Molecule: messenger RNA, 1347 nt
Organism: Iphiclides podalirius (scarce swallowtail)
Lineage: Eukaryota; Metazoa; Arthropoda; Insecta; Lepidoptera; Papilionidae
Source: the annotation of a GenBank genome assembly
AUGUGGCGUAUCCAACGUAACAUGAAAAUGCCAAUUGUUAAACUACCAAACAUUACAGGAUGGAAUACAGAAGAAGAAACUAUAGAUAAGCUUAUCGACACAGCCAUAGUAAAAGAGGCCAAGAUCGCCAAAGAAGAUGAGGGGACGGAAAAGAUGACUCCAUUUCUACCACUUGAUCUAACACCGAAAAAUGAAAUCCAACUUGCGCUGAGCAAAUUCAAAAAUAAAAAGGCCCCAGGCCCAGACGGAAUCAAAGCAGACGCCCUCAAACUUGGGGGAGAAGUAUUUUCCGAGGCAUUCGUGCCCCUUGCUAAUUUUGUUUUGUCCACAGGCUACUUUCCUAAGCGAUGGAAAACUGGCGUGUGCAUAUUCCUGCACAAGACCGGCAAAGAUCACCAUGCACUAGCUGCGGAAGACAGCGUCUCCAUGAUAUCUACAGACCUAUCGAAAGCCUUUGAUUCGAUCAACCACAAAGGCCUGAUCAAAAAACUUCAGGAUAAAGACGUUCCUAACAAUGUCAUCAAAAUAAUUGAGAACUACUUAGAAGGAAGAAACCUGAGGGGUAGAUUCAGAACUACUAAUACCAGAGACAAACCGAUACCUCACGGCGUGCCCCAAGGCUCGAUCCUAGGGCCGGUAAUCUUCAACAUGUAUGUUCAUGACAUCUGGGAUAUAAAAGACAACAUCAGAGGACUUAAGCUCUCACAGUACGCGGAUGAUCUCUGUAUUCUCAACAGAGCCUCGAAUCCAGAUCAUGCGACUAUGCGCGCCGAAUGGGCGGCUGAAAUAAUCAUUGACUACUACACGAGAUGGGGGCUUAAGUAUCAGAUGAAAAUGAACCAGCACACCGAAAAGGUCAUCAAAAAACUAAAACAAGUCAGAGGAGCCCUCGGCCCAAUAAUAGGAUACAAUGCGAAGACCGAACUAGACACGAAACUGGCCAUCAUACAGGCCUGUAUCUUACCGCUGAUGGACUACGGAGUAGUGCAACUUCUCUCUAGGUAUAGCGCAACAAACCUAAGUAAAAUUGAACGCCAAUACAGAAUGGCGCUGAAAACGGCUGCACAACUACCAAGACGAACACCCACGGAAGCGAUCUGGGAGAUGGCUGAUAUAGAAGCCUGGCAUCUACGCGCAGAGGACCUUAAUACCAAGAUGCUGGAAACCAUCGCAAAAUUACAAAUAGAAGAUCUUGAAUUUCCUGGUGACGCCUACCAAGCGAAAGACGAAUUCAACCCCCUUACGGUUAAUCACAGAAUAGGCGAAAUAUUGUAUGACCCUAAUAAAAAAGGUCACAGACGGUGGCCUGCUGAUAAAACAAAGGCUCCGCGUCCACUUAAAAUAAAA